AUGGGCUCUUCCCCCCAUGCCUCCGCGCUCUACAUCGUCCGCCUGCGCUCUGCGCCGCCCGUCGCCUCGUACCGCGGGGGAAUCCCCGGCUUCCCGGCAACGGCCGUGUGGGAGAGCGACCCCAAUGGCAACGCGAUAGAUGCGACGGCGAACGAUGCAGCCAACGGUGCUGAUGCAGCCAACGGUGGCGAUGCAGCCAACGGUGGCGAUGCAGCCAACGGUGGCGAUGCAGCCAACGGUGCCGACGUGGCGGGUCGCUCAAACUCCUCUGAUGCAAGCAACGGUGGCGUUGGCACGGCUUCUGCUGCUCCUGUCACUCCUGCGGCUGCUGCCACUGCCAGCGGUUCAGGGCGUGUGUUGCGGCGGCCGCGGGUGAACGUGAGGGCGCCGGGCGUGAGGGCGUUCAAGCAGCUGCUGCAGCGCAUGCAGCAGGCCGUGCUGAGAGACAGCGGGGUGGAUGCUGGGAAGAUGGUCUAUAGUUACAAGCACACAGACAACGGCUUUUCAGCGGCCCUCACGGCAGCGCAGGUGCAGCGCAUCAGGCGGCACCCCUCUGUGGCGUCCGUCACGGCCUCUCGCACCAUCACACGCUGCGCCACCACCACCGCUGAGGUGUACAAGUCUCUGCCUCGCACCUGCGCUGCUCCCGCUGCUCUUCAUCCCACUGCUGCCACUCCCGCUGCUCCCACUGCUGCCACACCCAUUGCCCCCGCUGCAGCCACACCCGUUGCUGCUGCUGCCACUCCUGUUGCUGCCAAUCCUGCUGCUGCCAAUCCUGCUGCUGCCACUCCAGCUGGAGCGUCGAGCGACGGUGAAGGCACGGUGAUUGGAAUCCUGGACAGCGGCGUGUGGCCGGAGCACCCCUCUUUUGACGACACUGGCUACAGCAGCACGCUCCCUGCCGGGUGGACGGGCACGUGUCCCACUACAAGCGACUUCGCAUGCAACAACAAGAUCAUCGGGGGGGGCAUUUUUCACGCGGGAUUUGAGAGCGAAGAACGUGUGAGCGUGAACCUCACCCUCGACUGGCUGUCCCCACGGGAUUCCGAUGGCCAUGGCACGUGGUGUGCAGGAGCGGCAGCGGGCAACAGUGGCGUGGAGGUGCCUGGCGGGGGCACAGUCAGUGGCGUGGCUCCCAAGGCACGGCUGGCCAUCUACAAGGUGUUUUGGCACAUAGAUGACGGUUACACAGGCACUGGAGAUGCAGACGUCUUUGCAGCCGUUGAUCAGGCUGUGGCGGACGGUGUGGAUGUGCUCACCUUGUCCCUGAACGACAUGAGCAGAAGCAUUGGCUCCAACGGCAAUCAGACCUUCUUUGACGAUUUGCCUUUCCUCGGCGCCCUUGCGGCAGGAGUGACUGUGUCUUUCGCAGUGGGCGAUGAGGGGAGAUCGUUUUACCGUUAUCUGUACGGUCCCUUCCCUGCCAUUGACAACUUUGCACCCUACUAUAUCAGCGUGGGGGCAAGCACGGUGCCCCGGGCCUCCCUCACUUCAUUUUCAACAACAACACCAACACCAGCAGCAGAAGCAGCAGGAGCACCAGGAGCAGCAGGAGCAGCAGCAGCAGCAGCUGAAUUGCUCGCAAAGGCCACCGGCUCAUCAGCAUCAACACUGGUGGGAACCCGACUCCCUGCCACCGUCUCCCCUGCAGCCACCGCCCUCCCCAUGGUUCCCACCUGGUCCUCCACGGGCCCUCUUGCCGCUUCCGGCUGUACGUUUUGCUACCCGUGGAAACCCCGCUCGUCCAACGUCGUUCUCAAGCCCGACAUCAUUGCCCCGGGGGUCAACACCAUUGCAGCUGCGCCUGGGAAAGCCGUCGGAGAGACGGGGUCGUUUUCGGUGUAUGAGGAAACAGCCGUCGCCGCAACGCAUGUUGCCGGUGUGGCUGCUCUGAUCAUCCAGCAGCAUCCUGAUUGGACGCCCGCGCAGGUCAUGUCUGCCAUGAUGACCACAGCGGGCAGCACUGACAACAGGAACAGAAUGAUUCGGAAUAUUUACGGGCUGCCGGCAACGCCGUGGGAGAUGGGAGCAGGGCAUGUGUUUCCCGCUAGGGCGCUUGACCCUGGGUUGACCUACGAUGCCGGGGAGCAAGAUUUCCGCAACUUUCUUGCUGGGCUGAGCAUGAAGCUAGCUCGAAAGACCCUCGGGCAGGUGCCACUGAAGCCCAUUCCAGCCAGGAACCUGAAUCGGCCGUCUAUCUCGUUGGUAAACAUAGUGAAUAAACUCGUUGCUAGGCGGACUGUGACGAGCGUCUCAGACACCAGGUCGACCUACAGGGUGAGGAUCAAGGCCCCCAAGGAAGUGAGAGUGAGAGUGGUGCCAUCGCAGUUUACCAUAGCGCCGGGGCAACGGGUCAGUUUCAAGGUGAAGGUUGUGGUGAGGACGAGGUUCAGAAAAUUCAAGUUCGCCAGCAUCACGUGGAAGGAUGGCAACGGGCAUUCUGUGCGCUCGGUCCUUGUUCUCCAUUGCAAACCAACUUGCGUGUACUUCUGCUAG
Closterium sp. Naga37s-1 is the source of this 2496-nucleotide messenger RNA. The record is from the annotation of a GenBank genome assembly. NCBI's taxonomy places the organism in Eukaryota, Viridiplantae, Streptophyta, Zygnematophyceae, Desmidiales, Closteriaceae.